UCAGUUUUUUCGUUUUUCCCACUGCACACACGACACGGUUUAAGACAGAGAAAUAUUCAAUUUUAAUGUGUGAAAUUUUGUAAUUUGAAAACCAAAUGAGUUUUGCAUUACGUUAUUUUAUGGAACUAGGUUAAACAAGGCUUAAUUCACAAUGUUUUUCCUAAAAUUUAUUCGCUCAACUAUUUUCCAAAUUUUAUCUUUUUUAUUUGUCCUAGGAUAUUUACUUGGAAUUUUAAAUUUACAUUUUAAUGAUAAAAAUAAUUAUUGUGUUAUGACCUAUAUGUUUGAAUAUCCUAAAUUUGUGCCUAUAUCUGUGCCAGAAAAUGCUUUAUAUCCUCAAUAUGGACUAUAUGCAUACAGCGAAGGAAGAUUUACAGAAAGAGCUAGGAAAAUGUGGUUCACUGGAAUCCCUGUUUUGUUUAUUCCGGGGAACUCCGGCAGCCACAUGCAAGCGCGCUCUAUUGCUUCAGUCGCGCUGAGAAAGGCACUUCAAAAAGACAAAUAUGAAUAUCACUUUGACUAUUUCACAGUAAGCUACAAUGAAGAGUUAUCAGCACUGUAUGGAGGGGUGCUUCAAAGCCAAACUGAGUUUGCUGCAUCAUGCAUCUCUAAAAUAUUGAGUCUGUACAAAGACAAUAACUAUACGAAGCAUAUUCCAACGUCAGUAAUACUGAUCGGUCAUUCAAUGGGAGGAAUUAUAGCCAAGCGCUUACUGGCAUACCCAAGUACGAUCGACACGACUACAAUAGCAAUAGCUUUGGCUGCACCAUUGCAAGCUCCAGUGAUAAACACAGAUUUGUACAUGAAUUAUUACUACAAAAUCAUGGAGUAUGAAUGGGAACUAUACGUAAAAAAUGAUAAGCAAGUAAACGAUAAGAAGAUGUUAAUUAGUUUUGGGAAUGGACCAAGAGAUACUCUGAUGCCUUCAGGUCUGACCAGGUUGAAUGAAAGUCACAUCAAUGCAUUGACCACAGCAAUACCAGGAGUUUGGGUCUCCCCUGACCAUGUUAGUAUAGUGUGGUGUAAACAACUGGUGUUGGCUAUCAACAGGUUUUUGUUUGCUAUAGUUGAUCCAUUGACGCAACAGUUAUCAGGGAACAAGCAGAUAUGGAUGUCAAUGAGCAAUACCUACUUUCAGGCAAAUCGAUCAAUGAUACUCAGCUGGAAUAUACCUCGUGCAAACCUGCCUAUGGUAGCUGAUGCGUUUUGGUAUGAAGACAGCAGAAGGAUCUAUCAGAUAUCACGGCCCGAGAUUACGAAAAUGACGUACCUGAUGAUAAGACUAGUAACAUUCCCACAGAAUCGAUUUGUGGCCAUAGAAGCUACCAAUCUGGAUGAUCGCGAAUGGGUUUUCGGUUGUAACGCUAUGUACACCUAUGGCACUUACAGAUAUUGCAAACAAGCAACAUCAUUGUCAGAACUCACGCGAUGGACGGGGGCAGCCACGAAUUUUGGCAGAAGAAAACUAGCCACCAUCAAUCUGCACCGACUCAAAGAUACGUACCCGGACUGGACGCAUGUUAUAGUCAAAGUCUCACCGACCAGAAAACCGGUAGUUUUAAAUGUAGACAUAAAUGACCAUGCGUCUCGCGUAAUAACUGUGUCCAUGCCUUCGGAAUUAAGCUUUGAAAAGAAAGUAAUAAUCCAAGAGACUGAAGCGAACAGUUUGUAUUACGAACUAGUUUUGCCUGGCUUUUAUGCAGUACACCAAACUUACCUCCUAUACGUAGAACCUACAGCGAGCUGCAAGGCAAGUCAGUACCAUAUCUCAGCGGAAUUGCAUGUGCCCUGGGCGGAGAAUAAUGAAUACUUCCAUUACUUUACUCAUUUGAAACAAUCGCCGAUGAAACUCCGUAUAUUCACAAGUAACCCGAACGCAACACGUGGGGAUCCUUCAGAACAUGUAAAAAUUACUUUACUACUAGAUCCUCAGUGCACAUACACUAUAAGUAUAUGCAACUCAUGGUACAACCGGCUUGCCCAAUUGGCCCGUAACUACACCCCAGUAUUGCUCCCGUAUACAGCCGCCAUUAUCUUGCUAGCGGCCCGUAGUAUGAUCCUGCAAUUACGAGACAACGGAACGUGUUUGUCUAUCCACGGAGCGUUGAUGAGCGAAGGCGUCAAACCUCACUAUGCAUUGGUAUUCGCUAGAUUGGCCACUACAGUUUUCAUGUCAGUGCCCGCACUAUCGUAUCUCCUCGAGAGCGCAAACUGGGACAACUUGGAGAUACAAUAUUUCACGCGAUCUCUGGUGGUGUUACCAGCAUAUAUGACCGCGCUUGGGAUCGUGCAGAUAGUCGCCGCCGCUGCAGUGGCUGUUAUGGUGUUCUCCUCGCAACUGGCACAUAGACUGCUUUUCAGAAUAAUUUGGCGCGGAGGGCCCGACUUGGCCGAGCGACUGGCGAGCAGUCUGCAAAAGGUGCCGUUUAUCGUGACCAUCUCACUCGGCUGUGCUAUCCCGCUUUCUUGCGGCGCCGCUGCCAUAGUUGCUGGAGCGGCGUAUUACGCAUUUAUGAUUUCUAAAAUGUAUGAAGAAUACCUCGAAGAUUACGUAUAUAAACUCAUGGCGAAAUUAGCUUCUAAAAUGUGUUAUAUGUUUAAGUCAAAAGCUUCUAAUAGCGAGUCGGAAACCAGUCUUGUUCCAGUAAGCUCUUCAAGCAAGGAGUCUGUUUCCGAAGAACCUAAAAGUAUAGAAGAUAAAAAAGAUACUCAAAUAACUAAUGAGGACAAUAAAAUAGAAAAGGUCAAAGAAGAAGCUGAAAAGAAAUCAAAAACACAUAAAAAAGUUACAAAAUUUGUAAAAAGGAAACAGAAAUGUAGUAUUCCUGAAUGUACUUGUGAGUUAAUGAGUAAAGAAGAUGAAUUGAACUAUUUGAAUUUCCAUGUGAUGAUGUUCUUCUUAUGGAUCUGUGUAGCAAUGGUUAAUGUGCCAACUUUGCUUACUUGGGCAAGAAACUUCAAGUUCAGCAUGGUAUUAAGGCCCGAUACGUCCAAAUACACAGGUUUUGCGAUAGUCAUAUGUUCAGGUAUUCUAUGGCAAAUGGAUCUUCCCCGAAGAAAAUUGCGGUAUUAUGACAAUGUUGCUGCAUUAUUAUUUACGAUGGCAGUAUUAAUAUUAUCACUAGGACCUUUGUCAUUAAUAAUUAUCAAUUAUGGUGUUACUUUAAUGAUCGCUAUAAUUACACUACAACAAUGGUUUGAUGAAGAAGUUGGUGCUGAAAUUCGGACAUGUCUCAGUGAACAUUCAGAAGAAAAGGAAAAGGAUGAUCACGAAAGUAAAACUGAAAAUAUUUCUGAUGACAAGGAAGAAACCAAAGAUAAGGGAGAUACCAAAGACAAUAAAGAUGAUUGUGAAAAUGAAACAAAACAACCAGAAACACCCAGUGAGGAUUGUAACGUAUGUGAUGAAAGUCGAAUUUACACAAUGUUUAAGGGUUUCAGAGACAAAUUUACAGAAGUGUCAGAGGGAACUUAACACAUAUUUAUUUUCAUACUCAUAUGAUUGAGAUUUUUUUAUCUUCCCCGUGGUUUUGGUGGCAGGUAGGUUCAUCUUUUUACCAAAAAUUUAAUUAUUGUAUUUUGAGAUUCUAAUUCAGUAUUCAUCACCAACUUUAAUUAAAGUAAUAAGUACCUAGGCUUUGAAACUCACUAUUUUAUCUAUUUUAGACACAACUGUUUUUACGUUAUAUUGCCAUAUUAUACAGAAGUGUGAAUGUAAACUAUUAAACGUAAUCUUGCCUGUACUGAAAUACAUAUCAAAUGACCGUUGGAUUGAAUAUUGUUGUUUAUGUUAUAAAAAUGUUAUGAUACCAUAAAUAAUAAAGUCAAUUUCGUACAUUGCUUGUGAUUCUACUGCAUAGUCCUACCUGAUAGAACUGUGGCAAAAAAUAGUCUAUGGAUAAAUUGUUUUAAUUAUGUAGCAUAACAGUAGCAGGAAGGCGCUGCCAACCAGUUAUUAGAGAAGUCAUUGGGGAGGCCUAUGGGUAAUUUUACCUCUGAAAAACUAAAUUACCCAUGAUACUACUAGUAGGACUAAGCAGUAGGACCACAGGCAAUGCAUGGUCAAUGUAAUCAUUGACAUAACAACUGUUAUGGAACAUAGGAAAGGGUGUGUAAGAAAAGUAGUGGAAGGAUCAUACUCUUCACUACAAAAAGGAAUGGACUAACUUGUUGUCAUUAAGGUAUUAUUUAAAAUU
Ostrinia furnacalis (Asian corn borer) is the source of this 4196-nucleotide messenger RNA. It is a transcript of the gene PGAP1, whose product is annotated as GPI inositol-deacylase. The record is from RefSeq and is a predicted model, not a curated record. Gene Ontology annotation, cellular component: endoplasmic reticulum. NCBI's taxonomy places the organism in Eukaryota, Metazoa, Arthropoda, Insecta, Lepidoptera, Crambidae. Gene Ontology annotation, molecular function: phosphatidylinositol deacylase activity. Gene Ontology annotation, biological process: endoplasmic reticulum to Golgi vesicle-mediated transport; GPI anchor metabolic process. Bases 152 to 3475 code for a protein of 1107 amino acids. The transcript is spliced from 17 exons.